Ctenopharyngodon idella (grass carp) is the source of this 5648-nucleotide messenger RNA. It is a transcript of the gene cmip, whose product is annotated as c-Maf inducing protein. The record is from RefSeq and is a predicted model, not a curated record. The coding region runs from base 501 to 2864 and encodes 787 amino acids. The transcript is spliced from 21 exons. Gene Ontology annotation, cellular component: nucleoplasm; cytosol. NCBI's taxonomy places the organism in Eukaryota, Metazoa, Chordata, Actinopteri, Cypriniformes, Xenocyprididae.
CAUGAACGAGCCCGGACCAAUCCACACACAGCCCUAUCGAAGCACUCGGUUCCUCCACCGAGAUAGGGAGGAAAAAAAGACAGAAAAGGGAACCAUGACUCCGAGCAUCUGAAGAACAAAUAAAAUACGGAGAAUCGAACACAUUGUGGAUCUUGUACCUGGUUAAUGUUUCAUAUUUGAAGCGGGAAGACUGGAAUAAUAUGCAGUGGAGAGAGGCGGAAUGGAUACGGCAAUGGCCCGAACAUAUUGAAUAGCUUGCGACGCGCAAAGGAAAGACAUUAUACUUUAUCGAACCUUCCUCAUCUUGACGGGCUUAUUUAAUGGCUUCAAUCCUCGCCGUCACCGACCCUUGUCUUUUCCGUACCACUGCUGAGGUCGAAUCACGGUGGAUCGCGUGAGCCUCUAUAUGCCAAACACGGGAACGACCAUUAUUCGGCCUCGAAAUCAAAAGACAGCCACCUGAUCUGAUCCAACGCCGUCGAUUUUCGCUGAGGGAAAACAUGGAUUUUAACGGGAGCGGUGGGGGAAAUGAACUGCACAACAAUCAGUUUUAUCCGUUCGAAGAGAGUAAGCCUCUACUGGGGGAAAUGUCCGCGCCGCAGCCGGAGGGGAAUAAUAAUCACAAAGCGGGGCCCUGCAGCAAGAGGAGCCUUUUACACAGCAGCAGCGGCAUGAGAUACAAAUUGCUCCAGGAGGGAGACAUCCAGGUGUGCGUGGUCAAACAUCCGCGGACCUUCCUCAGUAAAAUCCUUACCUCCAAAUUUUUACGGAGGUGGGAGCCGCACCACCUCACCUUGACGGACAGCAGCCUGGUCUCUGCCACGCCCACAGGAUACAUGGAGGCCCCUCUGUCUUACAGCACUAUUGAGGACCUGCAGCUGUUGUCCUGGGACAAUGCCCCCAAAUACUGUGUCCAGCUAAGCUUCCCUGGAGGGACAGUCCUCCUGCAGGCUGCUAACAGCUAUCUGCGGGACCAGUGGUUUCACUCUAUACAGUGGAAGAAAAAGAUCUACAAGUACCGCAAGGUUCUGAAUAACCCAAGCCGCUGGGAUGUGGUUCUGAAGGAGAUCAGGGCCCUGGUGGACAUGGCCCUCACUUCACCCCUGCAGGACGAAUCCAUCCAUCAGGCACCACUGCACAUUAUCUCCACCCUGCUUGCUGAGAACACUAACCUCAGCGCUCAGGACCAUGAGAACAUCAUUGUGGCCAUCGCACCCCUGCUGGAGAAUAACCACCCUCCUCCUGACCUGUGUGAAUUCUUCUGCAAGCACUGUAGGGAGCGUCCUCGGUCGAUGGUGGUGAUUGAAGUGUUCACUCCUGUGGUUCAGAGAAUCCUCAAACACAACAUGGACUUUGGGAAAUGCCCCAGACUCCGUCUCUUUACUCAGGAGUAUAUUUUGGCUCUGAAUGAACUUAACGCUGGCAUGGAAGUGGUCAAGAAGUUCAUUCACAGCAUGCACGGUCCCACCGGACAGUGCCCUCAUCCUCGGGUUCUCCCCAAUCUCGUGGCGGUGUGCCUUGCUGCCAUCUACUCUUGCUACGAAGAGUUCAUCAACAGUCGGGACAACUCUCCCAGUCUCAAGGAAAUCCGAAACGGUUGUCAGCAGCAAAGCGAGAGGAAACCGCCCAUGCCUCUGCGGCUGCUGCGGCCCGAGCCGCCCACGCCACCCCUGACCACCACCCUGUCUCCACCCCCGGCCCUGCCCCUCUCACCCCCACCUUCCAUCGUCAAUUCCAGCGAGAUCCUAGUGGAGCUGGAACGCAACAACAACACCGCUAACACACUGCGCAAGGCCCCUGCAGAGGGCGACAGCGAGCCCAACCUGAUCGACUGUCUACUGGUCAGCCCCGCGCUCAACGCCCUGUCCAUUCAGCUGCCUGUCCACGCCGACAGAGUGCUGGGCUGUUUCGCCCUCAUCCUCAAGAUGCUAUCGGACUACGAUGACUGGAGACCAGCACUGGCCAGCCUGCUUCAACCCAUCCCCUUCCCGAAAGAGGCCCUUGCACAUGCCAAAUUUACAAAAGAGCUGAAAUAUGUCAUUCAGAGGUUUGCUGAAGAUCCCAGACAAGAGGUCCACUCCUGUUUGCUCAGCGUGCGCUCUGGAAAAGACGGGUGGUUCCAGCUGUACAGUCCAGGAGGCGUAGCUUGCGACGAUGACGGGGAGUUGUUUGCUAGCAUGGUCCACAUCCUCAUGGGCUCCUGCUAUAAGACGAAGAAAUUUCUACUGUCGCUGGCUGAAAAUAAACUGGGACCCUGCAUGCUCCUGGCCCUGCGGGGGAACCAGACCAUGGUGGAGAUCCUGUGUUUGAUGCUGGAGUAUAACAUCAUAGAGAACAAGGACACUCAGCUACAAAUCAUCUCCACCCUGGAGAGCACCCAGGUCGGCCUGCGCAUGUAUGAGCAGCUGUGCGACAGGCAGAGGGAACUUAAAGAACUGCAAAGAAAAGGAGGCCCUACUCGACUCACUCUGCCCUCUAAAUCUACGGAUGCUGACUUGGCUCGUCUGCUGAGCUCUGGUUCCUUUGGCAAUCUGGAGAACCUCAGCUUGGCGUUUACCAACGUCACCAGUGCCUGUGCCGAACAGCUCAUCAAACUGCCAUCCCUCAAACAGCUCAACCUGUGGUCCACCCAGUUUGGAGAUGCAGGGCUCCGUCUGCUAUCAGAGCAUCUGGCCUGUCUGCAGGUUUUGAACUUGUGUGAGACUCCAGUCACAGACGCUGGCCUGCUCUCCCUCAGCUCUAUGAAAAGCCUGUGCAGCCUGAAUAUGAACAGUACUAAACUCACAGCGGACACCUAUGAGGACCUGAAGGCCAAACUACCCAAUCUAAAGGAAGUGGAUGUUCGCUACACAGAGGCGUGGUGAACACAAUGCUCGAGGAGAUUUAUAGACAGAGGAAAUCGCUGACACAUCAUCCGAACACAACAUAAUCAAGAAACGAGGACUGUAUUUAUAGGAACCAUCGUUCAAACGACAAGGACCUUCUGAAAAUAUCAUAAACGUUUAAGAAUCGUCUAGUGUCUCAUCCGAAUACAAGGACGCUCUUUGCAGCGGCAUCAAAAUGCAAGAAUAUGUCCCAUGACAUCAUCAGACAGCACAGGAACCUUUCUAAUGACAUCACCUGGGGACUUUUUCUCGCCUUUGUCUGAAACCCCCUCAGAGGAACCUUGUCCCUCGUUUUAACCUGUAACUGGCGUCCCUUUUUUGUCCCCAUAGAAAACACAGUUGAUUUCUCCCUUUCUCCUUGAACCACCUGGAGCCAAUUCCCCUGUGGUACCAGCGUCUGGUGAAGGCCUGAAUAUUCAGAGCCACAUUCCAGUACAGUUUUGAUAUCACCUCCUGUGUGGAAAGCCAUUUUCCACAUUGUUUUUUUUUUUUUUUUUGUUCUUGUUACAUGUGUGCUUGGUCCUCUCGGUUCAGAGUCUGUCAUUUUUGCAUCCUCACAGAGAUUUCUUGUGUAAAAUGUGUCUGUUAACAAUGUUCACUUCUUGACAUGUUCAUCUCUAUAUCUCUAUCGCUCUGAAAAUCAUUUUUUAUCAACUUGAAUAAGCAUAUUUUUCCAUACACUGCUUUCAUAUAUAUGUGUGUUUGUAAAGAAAAUCGACGUAUCCCCAUUUUUAAUGCAAACAUUUCAGGGGCUUCGCUCAAGAAAAAAGAAAAAAAAAAGAAAAAAAGAAAAAGACGUUUUCGUUUGUCAUUUCCUUUUUCUUCUCUCUUCUUUUUUAGCCACAUUGUACAGUGUAAUUUUAAUUUCACACCCAUAUUUAAAAGAACGUCGUCCAGGAAGUAGUCUGGGACUACUUUGUAUUUAUGAGCCCCCCCACACAUUUCUGGUCCUUUUUCUUUUAUUAAGUACUUUUGUCAAACAUACUGAACCAAGAUGGUGCCUAAAACAUUUUCUGUAAAAGAUUGCGUCACCUAGCAACUCUGAGGAAAGUCAGCUAAGUUGUACAUAGAUACAUUAUGGACUUUUAAAUGGAUUAAUAGGCUUUAUUAUUCUCUGUAAACAUUGCCUCUAUUGGUCGAUAGGAGUCCACCGAGAGUGUCCUGCCACAACGGUUGACCAUGUUCCUCAUAUUUAUAUCAAAUCGAGCCAAGAUUUGUGCGAUGUUAUGCAGUUUAACCUUUUUAUAUUUCAUUUUCUCGCUUUUUUUUUUAUCGUCUCUCUGAACGUAUAGUUUAUGACCACUGUAAUGUUACAGUCAAUAUCUUGACUUGUAGAGAAAUGAGACAGAUCUUGUAGAAAAAAAAUAUCUCAUUAAGACGGUCAGAAAUAAAACAAUCAAUUUGACGUCUUAUCUUAAAUCGAGUUUUUCUUAUGUUUACAAAGGUGUAUCUGUCUCCACUCCCACUUUAAACUAUAUUUAGAUAGAGUCGCUGCCCCGUCCAUGUGGCCGGUCUUGAAAGUAGCAGUUUUUUGUAGGUCCAGCUUGUGUGUGUGCAUUCGAUUUCACACAGAUGUAGAUGCCGUCCAGAUGGGGGGCGUUCAGUACUGGGUGCCAUAACUGGGCACCUGCCAUCUUGCAUAGUUGCAUACUGUAUAAUGUACAUAUGAGUGUAUAUAAUUUCCAAUUUCUCUUUCUCUCAUGUUUUUGGGAGACUCUUUGUUGCCUUCACUUUUUGAGAUGCGUGCAUACGGUCACCCAAUUUUGUUCUCUUUCCCGCCCCCAGACCAAGUGCACUGUCUUUGUGUUCAGGUCUUUUUUUGUUUGUUUGUUUUUUGACUGUAUAAGUUUAAUCCAUUUUUGUUGCCUGUUUUGUAUCUUUUCUGUUUGUUUAAUUCUCUUUUUGCAUGUUGCAUUUUGAUCAUACAGAUUUAAAUAUAAAGGGUAAAAGCACUAGCCCCCUUCAACCACUUACCAUAUGGAUCAAUACUUGUUUCUAAAAGUGAAAGAUGGACAGAGUUUUCGUGCAUGGAGCAAACGGAUGGAUUAUAUUGGGAAUGUGUGUUAUUAAGGUGCGUUCGUGAGUGGAUAGAAACUGUGCCAUUCUGUACACUGUUGAAACUCAAGCCGUGGUAAUGUGACUGACACUUUGUAAUGGUCUUCAGUCCUAACAGUGGACCAUUUUUCUCUGUGCGGGGAAGGAUUAAAGGGGGCUGGGUUUCCCCCAGCCUUCAUUUUGUUAAAAAAUUAUUUAAAAAGAAAAAAAGCCAUCUCUUCGAAACAAUGGCUCAUCUAUUGGGGUGGAAAUCCAGUUUAUACUUCAGUCAACUGUUUCCUGAUUAAUUUGUAAUAUCCUGUGGAGCUCACUGUGCUAUUUGUGUUUCCAAUGUCUCCUUAUCAACAUAUAAUGUCUCAUUAAUUUCAGCUUUUUUUUUUUUUUUUCUUUGAAAAGCGCUUUUUGCUAUGUUGAAUUGAGACUGAGUCUUAAUCUGAUGUGGGUGGGGUCCCCACGGCCCCUGAAGCACAGGCGUGUACAUACAGAAUGAACUACAUUACCCAUGACUCCUGGAGUUUUUGCAGAUAGAACUGCUGCCCUUAUUUCUUUCUUCUGUGUUUUUCUGCUUCUAUCUACAGCUGGGUUGCUGCUGCUGCUGCUCUGUGGCUGUUGUAAUGAAAACACACAACCUUCAACAGGAAAAUAAGCCUAAUAUGUGAACCAGUUUCAAUCAAAAUAAACUGUCUGUGAAUAUGUUUCAAAUAGAAA